CAACGCCCACUCGCCGUGGUGGAUACGUGCAGUUAUAGUAAUUAUAUAAAACAAUCAACAACACGCUGUUAUCAGCCUAAAUAUCGUCAUCAAACUCAUUACAACCACUCCGCUUUACUGGUUGAUAUAGGAUAAUAGAUCAGCAAGGAGCAGACGCAGUAGUAGAGACCAUUCUCAGGACUCCCGAACUCACGGUAUACUAUAUUGAUCCAGUAUAACCAGCCAUGAAUGGCAUCAUCCUCUUCGUCCUUGUCAUUCUGUUGUCAGCCAAUCAGAUCUCAGCCUACUGUUUCAACAGCCUGCCACCAACAGGACCUCCAGGAUUCCUCCUGCCUGCGGUAUGUACCUAUAAGGGUCGGACAUACUCUCCAGGUGAGGCCUGGGACACGGACAACUGUGAGGAAUGUCAAUGUGACAAAGAUGGAGGACUUAGCUGCUGCGGGUACGGGUUCCCUGCUGGGUUGAUGGACUUUGGGGACGGAUGUGAUCUCUAUCAGCUUGAUUGCCUUAAUGGUAUCAUACAAGACAAAGACGGGAUUAGCACUUGUGAACGAGCUGGAGAAUAUAUAGAAUUAAAGCGAAACUAAUAGAGCGACGUACAAACAAAUAAGAAUGUUUCUGUCGGGCAGCAUGUAAUCAGGAUUUGGACAAAGCGCCUUGGUGCUGGUUAUUCUCGAGAAGAGUAAGACUUCGUGAAACAGUGACACUACCAGGACAAUGGAUUAGUUAAAUGCUAAUCUUAUGUCACAAUCACUUGUGAUUAUUGUGUAUCUUGCUAUUCUGCCAUCGCAAUAUCGUUAUCUUAAAAUAUUUAGAUUAUUUAUUUAACCUACUGUGUAUUUUAACAGAAACAACUUAUCUAAAUUCUAAUAAAUCAUCUUCCAUAAAUGUGUGUGUAUUUUACGUGUGCUAUCUUCAGAUUUACAUCAACAGAGUAUGUGCAUAUAAUGUGUUCAUCUGAUGGUCCUAUAAAUACAAUCCCCUUUUGUUUGAGUUAUAUCUAUGUUUUGAUGGACCCUACGAAAAAUUCCUACAGAGGCACAAAGGCACAGGGUGAUAGCUCCCUAGCGCAAUAAUUUCCUCUUCCUCCUCUCCUCCUCCUCCACUUCCUCUUUUUUCAUAUGAGUAACUAUAUACAUGUGCAGAUAGGCACCAUGCAUUCUUUUUUCUGAUUUAAUAUCAAACAUUAGUCGCAUUUUUUUCGGCACUUGUAGCUUGGUUUCUUAUAAGUCGAAAUUAGGAUAUUGUUCGAUUUGAACGAAUUUGGGGAUGAGCACACAAACAUUUUCUUCAACUUCUGUUUACCUGUCACUAAGUAUGGCCACCAUAAGCUACAUGUCUUCUGAUAAACGACAUAUUGCCGGAUUUCAAUAACAUUAGGUGCCUGUGUGUAUUAUCACACCGUGAACAACAACUCGGCAUCCGUUCAAACAAAGAAUAAAUUGCCUCCUUGGACUGAUUGAUCGCAUUUCAGAUAUUUAUCGAUUCGCCCAAAUUUUGUAUAUCAUUGUAAUGCAAACGAUACUGAAUAAAUGUUAAA
Messenger RNA from Mizuhopecten yessoensis (Yesso scallop), 1540 nucleotides. Its product is annotated as prostate-associated microseminoprotein-like. The transcript is spliced from 4 exons. Lineage: Eukaryota; Metazoa; Mollusca; Bivalvia; Pectinida; Pectinidae. Bases 225 to 587 code for a protein of 120 amino acids. The record is from RefSeq and is a predicted model, not a curated record.